Molecule: messenger RNA, 1130 nt
Organism: Dufourea novaeangliae
Lineage: Eukaryota; Metazoa; Arthropoda; Insecta; Hymenoptera; Halictidae
Gene: Samtor
Product: probable methyltransferase BTM2 homolog
Exons: 2
Coding region: 15-1043 (342 amino acids)
Biological process (GO): negative regulation of TORC1 signaling
Source: RefSeq, a predicted model, not a curated record
AUUCACAAUUUCAAAUGGCGACAGAGGAGCAUAAAUAUUUAGCGGAUGUAAUAAAAACGACUCAUGCUACGUUGCGAGAAGAAGCCCAGAAUUAUGGUCCCGAGAUUGCGUGGAAACGACACGUAACUCGCAAAGAUGUUUUACAGAAAUAUGCAUCUUCCAUGCAAAAAUUGGCAACUACAUAUUGGCUGGAGAAUAACCUGAACACAAAACAUACGACCCUCUGUAGAGUGGAAUGGAUAAAGUCUCAAUGUGAAGAGUAUUUUUUAAAUGGUGGAAUACAAAAGUAUGACGACAAGGAAGAAAAUAUCAAGACAAAAAUCAAUGCAGACAUUGUAGAAAAUGAAAAUUCCAUAUAUUGUAAUUCAUACAUUAGAAAUGUUGAAGACUUAAUUCAGAAAAUAACAUUGCUAGACGUAGGAAGUUGUUACAAUCCAUUUGGGACUUUAAAUAUAUUUGAAGUAACUGCAAUAGAUUUGAAUGGUGUACCUGAAAAGGUUUUACAUUGUGAUUUUCUGAAUGCUCAAACAGGAAAGGAACAAAUACUUUUGGUGGAUAAACAGCAACUGUUACAGUUACCAGAAAAAGCGUACAAUGUAGUCGUAUUUUCCUUGUUUUUAGAAUAUUUGCCAUGUCCAAAACAAAGAUACACUUGCUGUAAAAAAGCAUAUAAUCUGUUACAAUAUGGAGGUAUACUUUUUAUUAUAAGUCCUGAUUCAAAACAUGUUGGUGCAAAUGCAAGACUCAUGAAAUCCUGGAGAUAUGUACUAAGUAAAUUGGGAUUCAUGAGGAUAAAAUAUGAAAAGCUGCGCCAUAUUCAUUGUAUGAUUUUCAGAAAAUCUAUAUAUAAACAGGUUGCAAUAAGAUGGGCGAACAUGCAAACGUUACCCGAAAAUGAUCCUUUGUAUCAGGAUGAUACAGCAAUUUAUAUACCUCAAGAUUUUCGAAAUAUAUCCAGUAACAAUAAACACCAAGAGAAAGAAGAAACCAAGAAAGAAGCAAUGACUUGUAUGUUCCAUGAGUUACCCUUUGAGGAGCCAUAAUUCUUCAAUUAUAAAGCAUUGCCAUAAAACUUCUAAUGAUUACAUUUUGUACGAUAUUUGAUUAUAAAAUCCGUGAUCUGAAGAAUA